Closterium sp. Naga37s-1 is the source of this 14713-nucleotide messenger RNA. The record is from the annotation of a GenBank genome assembly. NCBI's taxonomy places the organism in Eukaryota, Viridiplantae, Streptophyta, Zygnematophyceae, Desmidiales, Closteriaceae.
CCCCAUUCUCCCUCUUUCCAUCACCCAGCCCCAUUCUCCCUCUUCCCAUCACCCAGCCCCAUUCUCCCUCUUUCCAUCACCCCGCCCCAUUCUCCCUCUUUCCAUCACCCAGCCCCAUUCUCCCGCUUUCCAUCACCCCGCCCCAUUCUCCCGCUUUCCAUCGCUCCGCCCCAUUCUACCGCUUUCCAUCGCCCCGCCCCAUUCUCCCUCUUUCCAUCGCCCGCCCCAUUCUCCCGCUUUCAAUCACCCCGCCCCAUUCUCCCUCUUUCCAUUACCCCGCCCCGUUCUCCCUCUUUCCAUUACCCCGCCCCAUUCUCCCUCUUUCCAUCACCCCCGCCCCAUUUUCUCCCUCUUUCCAUCACCCCGCCCGAUUUCUCCCUCUUUCCAUCACCCCGCCCCAUUCUCCCCAUCUUUCCAUCAACCAUGCCCCGUUCUCUCGCAUUCCAUCGCCCCGUCCUAUUCUCCCUCUUUCCAUUGCCCUGCCCCGUUCUCCCGGUUUCAAUCACCCCGUCCCAUUCUCUAUCUUUCCAUUGCCCCGCCCUGUUCUCCCUCUUUCCAUUACCCCGCCCCGUUCUCCCGCUUUCCAUCACCCCGCCCCAUUCUCCCGCUUUCUAUCACCCCGCCCCGUUCUCCCGCUUUCCAUCACCCCGCCCCGUUCUCCCGCUUUCCAUCACCCCACCCCAUUCCCUUCUUUCAAACACCCCGCCCCAUUAUCCCGCUUUCCAUCACCCAGCCCCAGUCUCCCUCCUUCCAUCACCCAGCCCCAUUCUCCCUCUUCCCAUCAACCAGCCCCAUUCUCCCUCUUUCCAUCACCCCGCCCCAUUCUCCCUCUUUCCAUCACCCAGCCCUAUUCUCCCGCCUUUCCAUCACCCCGCCCCAUUCUCCUGCUUUCCAUCACCCCGCCCCGUUCUCUCGCUUUCCAUCGCCCCGCCCCAUUCUCCCGCUUUCCAUCGCCCCGCCACAUUCUCCCGCUUUCCAUCGCCCCGCCCCAAUCUCCCGCUUUCCAUCACCCCGCCCCAUUCUCCCUCUUCCCACCGCCCCGCCCCAUUCUCCCUCUUUCCAUCACCCCGCCCCAUUCUCCCUCUUUCCAUCACCCCGCCCCAUUCUUCUGCUUUCCAUCACCCCGCCCCAUUCCCCCUCUUUCCAUCGCCCCGCCCCAUUCUCAAUCUUUCCAUCACCCAGCCUCAUUCUCCCUCUUUCCAUCACCCAGCCCCACUCUCCCUCUUUCCAUCACGCCGCCCCAUUCUCCCUCUUUCGAUCACCCAACCCCAUUCUCCCUCUUUCCAUCACCCCGCCCCAUUCUCCAUCUUUCCAUCACCCCGCCCCAUUCUCCCUCUUUCCAUCACCCCAGCCCAUUCUCCCGCUUUCCAUCACCCCGCCCCAUUCUCUAUCUUUCCAUCACCCCGCCCCGUUCUCCCGCUUUCCAUCACCCCGCCCCAUUCUCCCGCUUUCCAUCACCCCGCCCCAUUCUCCCUCUUUCCAACACCCAGCCCCAUUCCCCUUCUUUCAAACACCCCACCCCAUUAUCCCGCUUUCCAUCACCCAGCCCCAUUCUCCCUCUUUCCAUCACCCAGCCCCAUUCUCCCUCUUCCCAUCACCCAGCCCCAUUCUCCCUCUUUCCAUCACCCCGCCCCAGUCUCCCUCUUUCCAUCACCCAGCCCCAUUCUCCCGCUUUCCAUCACCCCACCCCAUUCUCCCGCUUUCCAUCGCCCCGCCCCAUUCUCCCGCUUUCCAUCGCCCCGCCCCAUUCUCCCUCUUUCCAUCACCCCGCCCCAUUCUCCCGCUUUCCAUCACCCCGCCCCAUUCUCCCUCUUUCCAUCACCCCGCCCCAUUCUCCCUCUUUCAAUCACCCCGCCCCAUUCUCCCAAUUUCCAUCACCCCGCCCCAUUCUCCCUCUAUCCAUCACCCCACCCCAUUCUCCCUCUUUCCAUCCCCCAGCUCCAUUCUCCCUCUUUCCAUUACCCUGCCCCGUUCUCCCUCUUUCCAUCACCCUGCCCCAUUCUCCCUCUUUCCAUCACCCGCUUUCCAUCACCCCGCCCCAUUCUCCCGCUUUCCAUCACCCCGCCCCAUUCUCCCUCUUUCCAUCACCCCGCCCCAUUCUGCCUCUUCCCAUCGCCCCGCCCCAUUCUCCCUCUUUCCAUCACCCCGCCCCAUUCUCCCUCUUUCCAUCACCCCGCCCCAUUCUCCCGCUUUCCAUCGCCCCGCCUCAUUCUCCCUCUUUCCAUCGCCCCGCCCCAUUCUCCCGCUUUCCACCGCCCCGCCCCAUUCUCCCUCUUUCCAUCACCCAGCCCCAUUCUCCCUCUUUCCAUCACCCAGCCCCUCCAUCACCCAGCCCCAUUCUCCCUCUUUCCAUCCCCCCGCCCCAUUCUCCCUCUUUCCAUCACCCCGCCCCAUUCUCCCGCUUUCCAUCACCCCGCCCCAUUCUCUAUCUUUCCAUCACCCCGCCCCGUUCUCCCUCUUUCCAUUACCCCGCCCCGUUCUCCCGCUUUCCAUCACCCCGCCCCAUUCUCCCUCUUUCCAUCACCCAGCCCCAUUCCCCUUCUUUCAAACACCCUGCCCCAUUAUCCCGCUUUCCAUCACCCAGCCCCAUUCUCCCUCUUUCCAUCACCCAGCCCCAUUCUCCCUCUUCCCAUCACCCAGCCCCAUUCUCCCUCUUUCCAUCACCCCGCCCCAUUCUCCCUCUUUCCAUCACCCAGCCCCAUUCUCCCGCUUUCCAUCACCCCGCCCCAUUCUCCCUCUUUCCAUCACCCCGCCCCAUUCACCCUCUUUCCAUCGCCCCGCCCCAUUCUACCGCUUUCCAUCGCCCCGCCCCAUUCUCCCUCUUUCCAUCACCCCGCCCCAUUCUCCCGCUUUCAAUCACCCCGCCCCAUUCUCCCUCUUUCCAUUACCCUGCCCCGUUCUCCCUCUUUCCAUCACCCCGCCCCAUUCUCCCUCUUUCAAUCACCCCGCCCCAUUCCCCCUCUUUCCAUUACCCUGCCCCAUUCUCCCUCUUUCCAUCACCCCGCCCCAUUCUCCCUCUUUCAAUCACCCCGCCCCAUUCUCCCUCUUUCCAUUACCCUGCCCCGUUCUCCCUCUUUUCAUCACCCCGCCCCAUUCUCCCUCUUUCCAUCACCCCGCCCCCUUCUCCUGCUUUCCAUCUCCCCGCCCCAAUCUCCCGCUUUCCAUCACCCCGCCCCAUUCUCCCGCUCUCCAUCACCCCGCCCCAUUCUCCCACUUUCAAUCACCCCGCCCCAUUCUACACCUUGUUAUCACCCUGCCCCAUUCUCCCGCUUUCCAUCGCCCCGCCUCAUUCUCCCGCUUUCCAUCGCCCCGCUCCAAUCUCCCGCUUUCCAUCACCCCACCCCAUUCUCCCUCUUUCCAUCACCCCGCCCCAGUCUGCCUCUUCCCAUCGCCCCGCCCCAUUCUCCCUCUUUCCAUCACCCCGCCCCAUUCUCCCUCUUUCCAUCACCCCGCCCCAUUCUCCCGCUUUCCAUCACCCCGCCUCAUUCUCCCUCUUUCCAUCGCCCCGCCCCAUUCUCCCGCUUUCCACCGCCCCGCCCCAUUCUCCCUCUUUCCAUCACCCAGCUCCAUUCUCCCUCUUUCCAUCACCCAGCCCCUCCAUCACCCAGCCCCAUUCUCCCUCUUUCCAUCACCCCGCCCCAUUCUCCCGCUUUCCAUCUCCCCGCCCCAUUCUCCCGCUUUCCAUCACCCCGCCCCAUUCUCCCGCUUUCCAUCACCCCGCCCCAUUCUCAAGCUUUCCAUCACCCCGCCCCAUUCUCCGCUUUCCAUCACCCAGCCCCAUUCUCCCGCUUUCCAUCACCCCGCCCCAUUCUCCCGCUUUCCAUCGCCCCGCCCCUAUCUCCCGCUUUCCAUCGCCCCGCCCCAUUCUCCCUCUUUCCAUCACCCCGCCCCAUUCUCCCUCUAUCCAUCACCCCGCCCCAUUCUCCUGCUUUCCAUCACCCCGCCAAAAUCUCCCUCUUUCCAUCGCCCCGCCCCAUUCUCCCGCUUUCCAUCGCCCCGCCCCAUUCUCCCUCUUUCCAUCACCCAGCCCCAUUCUCCCUCUUUCCAUCACCCAGCCCCAUUCUCCCUCUUUCCAUCACCCCGCCCCAUUCUCCCUCUUUCCAUCACCCCACCCCAUUCUCCCUCUUUCCAUCACCCCGCCCCGUUCUCCCUCUUUCCAUCACCUCGCCCCAUUCUCCCGCUUUCCAUCACCCCGCCCCAUUCUCCCUCUUUCCAUCGCCCCCCCCCCCAUUCUCCCUCUUUCCAUCACCCCGCCCCAUUCUCCCGCUUUCCAUCACCCCGCCCCAUUCUCCCUCUUUCCAUCGCCCCGCCCCAUUCUCCCUCUUUCCAUCACCCAGCCCCAUUCUCCCUCUUUCCAUCACCCAACCCCAUUCUCCCUCUUUCCAUCACCCCGCCCCAUUCUCCCUCUUUCCAUCACCCCGCCCCAUUCUCCCUCUUUCCAUCACCCCGCCCCAUUCUCCCUCUUUCCAUCACCCCGUCCCAUUCUCCCUCUUUCCAUCACCCUGCCCCGUUCUCUCGCUUUCCAUCGCCCCGUCCCAUUCUCCCUCUUUCCAUUGCCCCGCCCCAUUCUCCCGGUUUCCAUCACCCCGCCCCAUUCUCUAUCUUUCCAUCACCCCGCCCUGUUCUCCCUCUUUCCAUUACCCCGCCCCGUUCUCCCGCUUUCCAUCACCCCGCCCCAUUCUCCCGCUUUCCAUCACCCCGCCCCAUUCUCCCUCUUUCCAUCACCCAGCCCCAUUCCCUUCUUUCAAACACCCCGCCUCAUUAUCCCGCUUUCCAUCACCCAGCCCCAGUCUCCCUCUUUCCAUCACCCAGCCCCAUUCUCCCUCUUUCCAUCACCCCGCCCCAUUCUCCCUCUUUCCAUCACCCCGCCUCAUUCUCCCUCUUUCCAUCGCCCCGCCCCAUUCUCCCGCUUUCCAUCGCCCCGCCCCAUUCUCCCUCUUUCCAUCGCCCCGCCCCAUUCUCCCGCUUUCCAUCACCUCGCCCCAUUCUCCCUCUUUCCAUCACCCCGCCCCAUUCUCCCUCUUUCCAUCACCCCGCCCCAUUCUCCCUCUUUCCAUCACCCCGCCCCAUUCUCCUGCUUUCCAUCACCCCGCCCCAUUCUCCCUCUUUCCAUCGCCCCCCCCCCAUUCUCCCUCUUUCCAUCACCCCGCCCCAUUCUCCCGCUUUCCAUCACCCCGCCCCAUUCUCCCUCUUUCCAUCGCCCCGCAGCAUUCUCCCUCUUUCCAUCACCCAGCCCCAUUCUCCCUCUUUCCAUCACCCAACCCCAUUCUCCCUCUUUCCAUCACCCCGCCCCAUUCUCCCUCUUUCCAUCACCCCGCCCCAUUCUCCCUCUUUCCAUCACCCCGCCCCAUUCUCCCUCUUUCCAUCACCCUGCCCCGUUCUCUCGCUUUCCAUCGCCCCGUCCUAUUCUCCCUCUUUCCAUUGCCCUGCCCCGUUCUCCCGGUUUCAAUCGCCCCGUCCCAUUCUCAAUCUUUCCAUUGCCCCGCCCUGUUCUCCCUCUUUCCAUUACCCCGCCCCGUUCUCCCGCUUUCCAUCACCCCGCCCCAUUCUCCCGCUUUCCAUCACCCCGCCCCGUUCUCCCGCUUUCCAUCACCCCGCCCCGUUCUCCCGCUUUCCAUCACCCCACCCCAUUCCCUUCUUUCAAACACCCCGCCCCAUUAUCCCGCUUUCCAUCACCCAGCCCCAGUCUCCCUCUUUCCUUCACCCAGCCUCAUUCUCCCUCUUCCCAUCAACCAGCCCGAUUCUCCCUCUUUCCAUCACCCCGCCCCAUUCUCCCUCUUUCCAUCACCCAGCCCCAUUCUCCCGCCUUUCCAUCACCCCGCCCUAUUCUCCUGCUUUCCAUCACCCCGCCCCGUUCUCUCGCUUUCCAUCGCCCCGCCCCAUUCUCCCGCUUUCCAUCGCCCCGCCACAUUCUCCCGCUUUCCAUCGCCCCGCCCCAAUCUCCCGCUUUCCAUCACCCCGCCCCAUUCUCCCUCUUCCCACCGCCCCGCCCCAUUCUCCCUCUUUCCAUCACCCCGCCCCAUUCUCCUGCUUUCCAUCACCCUGCCCCAUUCCCCCUCUUUCCAUCGCCCCGCCCCAUUCUCAAUCUUUCCAUCACCCAGCCCCAUUCUCCCUCUUUCCAUCACCCAGCCCCACUCUCCCUCUUUCCAUCACGCCGCCCCAUUCUCCCUCUUUCGAUCACCCAACCCCAUUCUCCCUCUUUCCAUCACCCCGCCCCAUUCUCCCUCUUUCCAUCACCCCGCCCCAUUCUCCCUCUUUCCAUCACCCCGCCCCAUUCUCCCGCUUUCCAUCUCCCCGCCCCAUUCUCUAUCUUUCCAUCACCCCGCCCCGUUCUCCCUCUUUCCAUUACCCCGCCCCGUUCUCCCGCUUUCCAUCACCCCGCCCCAUUCUCCCGCUUUCCAUCACCCCGCCCCAUUCUCCCUCUUUCCAACACCCAGCCCCAUUCCCCUUCUUUCAAACACCCCACCCCAUUAUCCUGCUUUCCAUCACCCAGCCCCAUUCUCCCUCUUUCCAUCACCCAGCCCCAUUCUCCCUCUUCCCAUCACCCAGCCCCAUUCUCCCUCUUUCCAUCACCCCGCCCCAGUCUCCCUCUUUCCAUCACCCAGCCCCAAUCUCCCGCUUUCCAUCACCCCGCCCCAUUCUCCCGCUUUCCAUCGCCCCGCCCCAUUCUCCCGCUUUCCAUCGCCCCGCCCCAUUCUCCCUCUUUCCAUCACCCCGCCCCAUUCUCCCGCUUUCCAUCACCCCGCCCCAUUCUCCCUCUUUCCAUCACCCCGCCCCAUUCUCCCUCUUUCAAUCACCCCGCCCCAUUCUCCCAAUUUCCAUCACCCCGCCCCAUUCUCCCUCUAUCCAUCACCCCACCCCAUUCUCCCUCUUUCCAUCCCCCAGCCCCAUUCUCCCUCUUUCCAUUACCCUGCCCCGUUCUCCCUCUUUUUAUCACCCUGCCCCAUUCUCCCUCUUUCCAUCACCCCGCCCCCUUCUCCUGCUUUCCAUCUCCCCGCCCCAAUCUCCCGCUUUCCAUCACCCCGCCCUAUUCUCCCGCUUUCCAUCACCCCGCCCCAUUCUCCCACUUUCAAUCACGCCGCCCCAUUCUCCCGCUUGUUAUCACCCCGCCCCAUUCUCCCGCUUUCCAUCGCCCCGCCUCAUUCUCCCGCUUUCCAUCGCCCCGCCCCAAUCUCCCGCUUUCCAUCACCCCGCCCCAUUCUCCCUCUUUCCAUCACCCCGCCCCAUUCUGCCUCUUCCCAUCGCCCCGCCCCAUUCUCCCUCUUUCCAUCACCCCGCCCCAUUCUCCCUCUUUCCAUCACCCCGCCCCAUUCUCCCGCUUUCCAUCACCCCGCCUCUUUCUCCCUCUUUCCAUCGCCCCGCCCCAUUCUCCCGCUUUCCACCGCCCCGCCCCAUUCUCCCUCUUUCCAUCACCCAGCCCCAUUCUCCCUCUUUCCAUCACCCAGCCCCUCCAUCACCCAGCCCCAUUCUCCCUCUUUCCAUCCCCCCGCCCCAUUCUCCCUCUUUCCAUCACCCCGCCCCAUUCUCCCGCUUUUCAUCACCCCGCCCCAUUCUCCCGCUUUCCAUCACCCCGCCCCAUUCUCCCGCUUUCCAUCACCCCGCCCCAUUCUCCCUCUUUCCAUUGCCCCGCCCCAUUCUCCCUCUUUCCAUCGCCCCGCCCCAUUCUCCCGCUUUCCAUCACCCCGCCCCAUUCUCCCGCUUUCCAUCGCCCCGCUCCAAUCUCCCGCUUUCCAUCGCCCCGCCCCAUUCUCCCUCUUUCCAUCACCCCGCCCCAUUCUGCCUCUUCCCAUCGCCCCGCCCCAUUCUCCCUCUUUCCAUCACCCCACCCCAUUCUCCCGCUUUCCAUCACCCCGCCAAAAUCUCCCUCUUUCCAUCGCCCCGCCCCAUUCUCCCGCUUUCCAUCGCCCCGCCCCAUUCUCCCUCUUUCCAUCACCCAGCCCCAUUCUCCCUCUUUCCAUCACCCAGCCCCAUUCUCCCUCUUUCCAUCACCCCGCCCCAUUCUCCCUCUUUCCAUCACCCCGCCCCAUUCUCCCUCUUUCCAUCGCCCCCCCCCCCAUUCUCCCUCUUUCCAUCACCCCGCCCCAUUCUCCCGCUUUCCAUCACCCCGCCCCAUUCUCCCUCUUUCCAUCGCCCCGCCCCAUUCUCCCUCUUUCCAUCACCCAGCCCCAUUCUCCCUCUUUCCAUCAACCAACCCCAUUCUCCCUCUUUCCAUCACCCCGCCCCAUUCUCCCUCUUUCCAUCACCCCGCCCCAUUCUCCCUCUUUCCAUCACCCCGCCUCAUUCUCCCUCUUUCCAUCACCCUGCCCCGUUCUCUCGCUUUCCAUCGCCCCGUCCCAUUCUCCCUCUUUCCAUUGCCCCGCCCCAUUCUCCCGGUAUCCAUCACCCCGCCCCAUUCUCUAUCUUUCCAUCACCCCGCCCUGUUCUCCCUCUUUCCAUUACCCCGCCCCGUUCUCCCGCUUUCCAUCACCCCGCCCCAUUCUCCCGCUUUCCAUCACCCCGCCCCAUUCUCCCUCUUUCCAUCACCCAUCCCCAUUCCCUUCUUUCAAACACCCCGCCCCAUUAUCCCGCUUUCCAUCACCCAGCCCCAGUCUCCCUCUUUCCAUCACCCAGCCCCAUUCUCCCUCUUCCCAUCAACCAGCCCCAUUCUCCCUCUUUCCAUCACCCCGCCCCAUUCUCCCUCUUUCCAUCACCCCGCCUCAUUCUCCCUCUUUCCAUCGCCCCGCCCCAUUCUCCCGCUUUCCAUCGCCCCGCCCCAUUCUCCCUCUUUCCAUCGCCCCGCCCCAUUCUCCCGCUUUCCAUCACCUCGCCCCAUUCUCCCUCUUUCCAUCACCCCGCCCCAUUCUCCCUCUUUCCAUCAACCCGCCCCAUUCUCCCUCUUUCCAUCACCCCGCCCUAUUCUCCCUCUUUCCAUCACCCCGACCCAUUCUCCCACUUUCCAUCACCCCGCCCCAUUCUCCCUCUUUCCAUCGCCCCCCCCCCAUUCUCCCUCUUUCCAUCACCCCGCCCCAUUCUCCCGCUUUCCAUCACCCCGCCCCAUUCUCCCUCUUUCCAUCGCCCCGCCCCAUUCUCCCUCUUUCCAUCACCCAGCCCCAUUCUCCCUCUUUCCAUCACCCAACCCCAUUCUCCCUCUUUCCAUCACCCCGCCCCAUUCUCCCUCUUUCCAUCACUCCGCCCCAUUCUCCCUCUUUCCAUGACCCCGCCCCAUUCUCCCUCUUUCCAUCACCCUGCCCCGUUCUCUCGCUUUCCAUCGCCCCGUCCCAUUCUCCCUCUUUCCAUUGCCCUGCCCCGUUCUCCCGGUUUCCAUCGCCCCGUCCCAUUCUCUAUCUUUCCAUUGCCCCGCCCUGUUCUCCCUCUUUCCAUUACCCCGCCCCGUUCUCCCGCUUUCCAUCACCCCGCCCCAUUCUCCCGCCUUCCAUCACCCCGCCCCCCCCAGUCUCCCUCUUUCCAUCACCCAGCCCCAUUCUCCCUCUUCCCAUCAACCAGCCCCAUUCUCCCUUUUUCCAUCACCCCGCCCCAUUCUCCCUCUUUCCAUCACCCCGCCCCAUUCUCCCUCUUUCCAUCACCCCGCCCCAUUCUCCAUCUUUCCAUCACCUCGCCCCAUUCUCCCGCUUUCCAUCACCCCGCCCCAUUCUCCCUCUUUCCAUCGCCCCCCCCCCCAUUCUCCCUCUUUCCAUCACCCCGCCCCAUUCUCCCGCUUUCCAUCACCCCGCCCCAUUCUCCCUCUUUCCAUCGCCCCGCCCCAUUCUCCCUCUUUCCAUCACCCAGCCCCAUUCUCCCUCUUUCCAUAACCCAUCCCCAUUCUCCCUCUUUCCAUCACCCCGCCCCAUUCUCCCUCUUUCCAUCACCCCGCCCCAUUUUCCCUCUUUCCAUCACCCCGCCCCAUUCUCCCUCUUUCCAUCACCCUGCCCCGUUCUCUCGCUUUCCAUCGCCCCGUCCCAUUCUCUCUCUUUCCAUUGCCCCGCCCCAUUCUCCCGGUUUCCAUCACCCCGCCCCAUUCUCUAUCUUUCCAUCACCCCGCCCUGUUCUCUCUCUUUCCAUUACCCCGCCCCGUUCUCCCGCUUUCCAUCACCCCGCCCCAUUCUCCCGCUUUCCAUCACCCCGCCCCAUUCUCCCUCUUUCCAUUACCCAUCCCCAUUCCCUUCUUUCAAACACCCCGCCCCAUUAUCCCGCUUUCCAUCACCCAGCCCCAGUCUCCCUCUUUCCAUCACCCAGCCCCAUUCUCCCUCUUCCCAUCAACCAGCCCCAUUCUCCCUCUUUCCAUCACCCCGCCCCAUUCUCCCUCUUUCCAUCACCCCGCCUCAUUCUCCCUCUUUCCAUCGCCCCGCCCCAUUCUCCCGCUUUCCAUCGCCCCGCCCCAUUCUCCCUCUUUCCAUCGCCCCGCCCCAUUCUCCCGCUUUCCAUCACCUCGCCCCAUUCUCCCUCUUUCCAUCACCCCGCCCCAUUCUCCCUCUUUCCAUCAACCCGCCCCAUUCUCCCUCUUUCCAUCACCCCGCCCUAUUCUCCCUCUUUCCAUCACCCCGACCCAUUCUCCCACUUUCCAUCACCCCGCCCCAUUCUCCCUCUUUCCAUCGCCCCCCCCCCAUUCUCCCUCUUUCCAUCACCCCGCCCCAUUCUCCCGCUUUCCAUCACCCCGCCCCAUUCUCCCUCUUUCCAUCGCCCCGCCCCAUUCUCCCUCUUUCCAUCACCCAGCCCCAUUCUCCCUCUUUCCAUCACCCAACCCCAUUCUCCCUCUUUCCAUCACCCCGCCCCAUUCUCCCUCUUUCCAUCACUCCGCCCCAUUCUCCCUCUUUCCAUCACCCCGCCCCAUUCUCCCUCUUUCCAUCACCCUGCCCCGUUCUCUCGCUUUCCAUCGCCCCGUCCCAUUCUCCCUCUUUCCAUUGCCCUGCCCCGUUCUCCCGGUUUCCAUCGCCCCGUCCCAUUCUCUAUCUUUCCAUUGCCCCGCCCUGUUCUCCCUCUUUCCAUUACCCCGCCCCGUUCUCCCGCUUUCCAUCACCCCGCCCCAUUCUCCCGCCUUCCAUCACCCCGCCCCGUUCUCCCGCUUUCCAUCACCCCGCCCCGUUCUCCCGCUUUCCAUCACCCCGCCCCAUUCCCUUCUUUCAAACACCCCGCCCCAUUAUCCCGCUUUCCAUCACCCAGCCCCAGUCUCCCUCUUUCCAUCACCCAGCCCCAUUCUCCCUCUUCCCAUCAACCAGCCCCAUUCUCCCUUUUUCCAUCACCCCGCCCCAUUCUCCCUCUUUCCAUCACCCCGCCCCAUUCUCCCUCUUUCCAUCACCCCGCCCCAUUCUCCAUCUUUCCAUCACCUCGCCCCAUUCUCCCGCUUUCCAUCACCCCGCCCCAUUCUCCCUCUUUCCAUCGCCCCCCCCCCCCAUUCUCCCUCUUUCCAUCACCCCGCCCCAUUCUCCCGCUUUCCAUCACCCCGCCCCAUUCUCCCUCUUUCCAUCGCCCCGCCCCAUUCUCCCUCUUUCCAUCACCCAGCCCCAUUCUCCCUCUUUCCAUAACCCAUCCCCAUUCUCCCUCUUUCCAUCACCCCGCCCCAUUCUCCCUCUUUCCAUCACCCCGCCCCAUUUUCCCUCUUUCCAUCACCCCGCCCCAUUCUCCCUCUUUCCAUCACCCUGCCCCGUUCUCUCGCUUUCCAUCGCCCCGUCCCAUUCUCUCUCUUUCCAUUGCCCCGCCCCAUUCUCCCGGUUUCCAUCACCCCUCCCCAUUCUCUAUCUUUCCAUCACCCCGCCCUGUUCUCUCUCUUUCCAUUACCCCGCCCCGUUCUCCCGCUUUCCAUCACCCCGCCCCAUUCUCCCGCUUUCCAUCACCCCGCCCCAUUCUCCCUCUUUCCAUUACCCAUCCCCAUUCCCUUCUUUCAAACACCCCGCCCCAUUAUCCCGCUUUCCAUCACCCAGCCCCAGUCUCCCUCUUUCCAUCACCCAGCCCCAUUCUCCCUCUUCCCAUCAACCAGCCCCAUUCUCCCUCUUUCCAUCACCCUGCCCCAUUCUCCCUCUUUCCAUCACCCCGCCUCAUUCUCCCUCUUUCCAUCGCCCCGCCCCAUUCUCCCGCUUUCCAUCGCCCCGCCCCAUUCUCCCUCUUUCCAUCGCCCCGCCCCAUUCUCCCGCUUUCCAUCACCUCGCCCCAUUCUCCCUCUUUCCAUCACCCCGCCCCAUUCUCCCUCUUUCCAUCAACCCGCCCCAUUCUCCCUCUUUCCAUCACCCCGCCCCAUUCUCCCUCUUUCCAUCACCCCACCCCAUUCUCCCGCUUUCCAUCACCCCGCCCCAUUCUCCCUCUUUCCAUCGCCCCCCCCCCAUUCUCCCUCUUUCCAUCACCCCGCCCCAUUCUCCCGCUUUCCAUCACCCCGCCCCAUUCUCCCUCUUUCCAUCGCCCCGCCCCAUUCUCCCUCUUUCCAUCACCCAGCCCCAUUCUCCCUCUUUCCAUCACCCAACCCCAUUCUCCCUCUUUCCAUCACCCCGCCCCAUUCUCCCUCUUUCCAUCACUCCGCCCCAUUCUCCCUCUUUCCAUCACCCCGCCCCAUUCUCCCUCUUUCCAUCACCCUGCCCCGUUCUCUCGCUUUCCAUCGCCCCGUCCCAUUCUCCCUCUUUCCAUUGCCCUGCCCCGUUCUCCCGGUUUCCAUCGCCCCGUCCCAUUCUCUAUCUUUCCAUUGCCCCGCCCUGUUCUCCCUCUUUCCAUUACCCCGCCCCGUUCUCCCGCUUUCCAUCACCCCGCCCCGUUCUCCCGCUUUCCAUCACCCCGCCCCGUUCUCCCGCUUUCCAUCACCCCGCCCCAUUCCCCUCUUUCAAACACCCCGCCCCAUUAUCCCGCUUUCCAUCACCCAGCCCCAGUCUCCCUCUUUCCAUCACCCAGCCCCAUUCUCCCUCUUCCCAUCAACCAGCCCCAUUCUCCCUCUUUCCAUCACCCCGCCCCAUUCUCCCUCUUUCCAUCACCCAGCCCCAUUCUCCCGCCUUUCCAUCACCCCGCCCCAUUCUCCUGCUUUCCAUCGCCCCGCCCCAUUCUCCCGCUUUCCAUCGCCCCGCCCCAUUCUCCCUCUUUCCAUCGCCCCGCCCCAUUCUCUCGCUUUCCAUCACCCUGUCCCAUUCUCCCUAUUUCCAUCACCCCACCCCAUUCACCCUCUUUCAAUCACCCCGCCCCAUUCUCCUACUUUCCAUCACCCCGCCCCAUUCUCCCUCUAUCCAUCACCCGCCCCAUUCUCCCUCUUUCCAUCACCCAGCCCCAUUCUCCCUCUUUCCAUUACCCUGCCCCGUUCUUCCUCUUUCCAUCACCCCGCCCCAUUCUCCCUCUUUCCAUCACCCCGCCCCGUUCUCCUGCUUUCCAUCGCCCCGCCCCAUUCUCCCUCUUUCCAUCACCCCGCCCCAUUCUCCCUCUUUCCAUCACCCCGCCCCAUUCUUCCUCUUUCCAUCACCCCGCCCCGUUCUCCCUCUUUCCAUUACCCGGCCCCGUUCUCCCGCUUUCCAUCACCCCGCCCCGUUCUCCCACUUUCCAUCACCCCGCCCCUUUCUCCCACUUUCCAUCACCCCGCCCCAUUCUCCCUCUUUCCAUCACCCCGCCCCAUUCUCCCUCUUUCCAUCACCCAGGCCCAUUCUCCCACUUUCCAUCACCCCGCCCCAUUCUCCCGCUUUCCAUCACCCCGCCCCAUUCUCCCGCUUUCCAUCACCCCGCCCCAUUCUCCCGCUUUCCAUCACCCCGCCCCAUUCUCCCGCUUUCCAUCGCCCAGCCCAUUCUCCCGCUUUCCAUCGCCCCGCCCCAAUCUUCCGCUUUCCAUCACCCCGCCCCAUUCUCCCUCUUUACAUCACCCCGCCCCAUUCUCCCGCUUUCCAUCACCCCGCCCCAUUCUCCCUCUUUCCAUCACCCCGCCCCGUUCUCCCUCUUUCCAUCACCCAGCCCAAUUCUCCCGCUUUCCAUCACCCCGCCCCAUUCUCUCGCUUUCCAUUGCCCCGCCCCAUUCUCCCGCUUUCCAUCACCCCGCCUCAUUCUCCCGCUUUCCAUCACCCCGCCCCAUUCUCCCGCUUUCCAUCACCCCGCCCCAUUCUCCCUCAUUCAAUCACCCCGCCCUAUUCUCCCUCUUUCCAUCACCCCGCCCCAUUCUCCCGCUUUCCAUCACCCCGCCCCAUUCUCCCGCUUUCCAUAACCCCGCGCCAUUCUCCCGCUUUCCAUCACCCCGCCCCAUUCUCCCGCUUUCCAUCACCCCGCCCCAUUCUCCCGCUUUCCAUCACCGCGCCCCAUUCUCCCGCUUUCCAUCGCGCAGCCCCAUUCUCCCGCUUUCCAUCGCCCCGCCCCAUUCUCCCGCUUUCCAUCACCCCGCCCCAUUCUCCCGCUUUCCAUCACCCCGCCCCAUUCUCCCGCUUUCCAUCACCCCGCCCCACUCUCCCGCUUUCCAUCACCCCGCCCCAUUCUCCCGCUUUCCAUCACCCCGCCCCAUUCUCCCGCAUUCCAUCACCCCGCCCCACUCUCCCGCUUUCCAUCACCCCGUCCCAUUCUCCCGCUUUCCAUCACCCCACCCCAUUCUCACGCUUUCCAUCACCCCGCCUCAUUCUCCCUCUUUCCAUCGCCCCGCCCCAUUCUCCCUCUUUCCAUCGCCGCGCCCCAUUCUCCCGCUUUCCAUCUCCCCGCCCCAUUCUCCCGCUUUCCAUCACCCCGCCCCAUUCUCCCGCUUUCCAUCACCCCGCCCCAUUCUCCCUGCGAAGAAAGCUAUUCUACGGGACAGCUGAAUUGU